AUGAAAUUGAAACUCAAAUGCCGCAGUAUCAAAUGUGACGAUCGUCUCUUCAGUUAUCCACCUAUUCCCAUUUACGAAGUUGAACAUAUCUCAAUUCGUCAAUCGGAUCUCGCUUGUUUGGAGGAAGGGCAACAAAUAAAUGAUGCAAUCUUGGGUUUCUAUCUUAAAUACUACAAUAGAGUAAAGAAUUGGACAAUAAAUGUGAACAUUUUCGAAAAGGACUUUCUAAUUAUACCAAUUCAUAAAUCCUGUCAUUGGUUUUUGGCGAUCAUUUGUUAUCCAAGAAAAGUUCCUCUCCUGGACGAAGUUGCAUUCAAUGAGAAAAGUGCUAAAAGACCUCGAAUACUUUUCUUAGAUUCACUUCAAAGUGCUAAUCAUAAAUGUGGAUUAGCUGCACCAUUACGACACUUUCUAGCUAAGGAAUGGGAGUCAGAGAAAACGACGAAGAAAAAUUUUAGUAGAAGGGUAAUGCCUGAUAUUUAUCUCAAGGUGCCUAAGCAAAACAAUGAUUUCGACUCAGGUCUCUAUGUACUACAAUCUAUUGAGAAUUUCCUAAGAAAUCCUGAACAGCUACUUGAAAGAAUUUACAAAGACUCGGCUAUUAAUCUAGAGAAUUGGUUCUCUCAUAGGCUGGUUUCGGCUAAACGACGAACUAUCAAAAGAUUAAUUAAACAACAGCGAAAAGCUGAAGAAAUCAAGAAAAAUAGUCUUUGCGAAAUUGAUAAUUGCAGUUCUUCUUCUUCUUCUUCUUCUUCUUCUUCUUCUUCUUCUUCUUCUUCUUCCUCUUCUAUCCAUAAAGUUAUCAUCUUAUAAUGAACUUUUCAUUAUUUUAACUUUAAAGUUUUGUGAUUGUCCAACUUUUUUAAUAUACGAAAAAGUUUCAAAUCUUAUCAAUCAAACAAUCUUCAUGUAAAAAAGAGGCGAUGUAUCUUCAUUUAAGAAUCACAAAGGUAAAGAACCAAGAAUCAUCCAGUCCAACUCGUAACUCAUAUGUAUCUGAUUGAAUAGUUGAUGUUUUAGCUGUCAAUUGUUAAUUAUUUCAUUCCUAUUAUCAGUUGUUGGUAUUGAUAAAGGUGAAUUAGGAUCAUUGUAACCACCCGGUUUAAGAAGGAUCCUCGAAGGAAGACCAAAGGUUUCACCCUAAUUCUUAUUGAAUCUGGCGAUCCAUCACCCGAUUAACCUUUAAAUGGUUAUGAGGAUGAGCUUGUUUUAAAUAUCUUUGGUGUAAUGGUUACGGUGAUGUGAUU
Messenger RNA from Panonychus citri (citrus red mite), 1247 nucleotides. RefSeq names its product sentrin-specific protease 6-like. The coding region runs from base 1 to 813 and encodes 270 amino acids. The transcript is spliced from 5 exons. The record is from RefSeq and is a predicted model, not a curated record. NCBI's taxonomy places the organism in Eukaryota, Metazoa, Arthropoda, Arachnida, Trombidiformes, Tetranychidae. Gene Ontology annotation, molecular function: SUMO-specific endopeptidase activity. Gene Ontology annotation, cellular component: cytoplasm; nucleus. Gene Ontology annotation, biological process: protein desumoylation.